AUGGCUCAUUCAUCUGACACGGCACACAAAGACAUGACGAAUGGGGCUCAUCCCAGUGCCCAGCCAGGGCCCUCGGGCACUUCUACUCUACCACGCUACCUGCACAGGAAGCAGCAGCGCCAGAGAGGAGUGAGAUCUUCCUCUCCUAUGGGCAGGGUCAUCCUCAUCAAUGCACCUGUCGAUGGUGGGGAUGACAGUGAAGACAUCCACACAAUUACUGUGGACAAAAGUGAGGAUGGCAGGCUGGGCUUCAGUGUGCGGGGAGGCUCUGAACAUGGCCUGGGAAUCUUUGUCAGCAAGGUGGAGGAUGACAGCUCUGCAGAGUUGGCAGGCCUGUGCGUUGGGGAUAAGCUGGUCGAGGUGAAUGGCAUAAGUCUGGAGAGCAUCACCAUGAGCAGUGCAGUAAAAGUCCUGACAGGAAACAAUCGUCUGCGCAUGGUAGUAAGACGUGUGGGGAAGGUGCCUGGUAUCCGCUAUUCAAAAGAGAAGACUACAUGGGUAGAUUUGAUCCACCGAAGGAUGGUAGUGGAAGAAAGUGGUCGCACACCUUCAGAGGCCAGUUCAGAUGGAGCCCUGCGCAGAAUAGUGCACCUUUACACAACCUCAGAUGACUACUGCCUGGGCUUCAACAUCCGCGGUGGCAAAGAGUUUGGCCUGGGCAUCUAUGUCUCAAAGCUGGACCCUGGUGGCCUGGCAGAGCAAAAUGGAAUUAAAAUGGGGGAUCAGAUUCUGGCAGCCAAUGGAGUGAGUUUUGAGGACAUCACACACAGCAAUGCAGUAGAAGUGCUAAAGAGUCACACACACGUGAUGCUGACUAUCAAGGAGGCUGGCCGAUAUCCUGCUUACAAGGAGAUGGUGGCGGAGUACAGCUGGCUUAAUAAAUUGGCUAAUGGAGGCCAGCCUUCUUCCUCCCAGGGUUCAGACUCCUACUCCUCCACUUCCUCUCUCUCCUCUGGGACGCCGGUCAGCUCUCUCAGUGGCCUUUCGCAGGUCAUGUUCCCUCCUAUAUUUGGCUCAGAGAUGGUGGAUGUCUGUAUCUCCACUGAGGACCGCUCAUGCCGGCCCAGCUCUGAACGGAUAGAGACCGCCAUGCAGACUGACCCACUGGAGCCUGACACCACAUCAAAAUCUAGUAGGGUCAUAAACACAGAAACCAGCCGAAUGGUUGGAGAAACUGUCCUGUUAAAAGACACAGUGAUCCGCAGUGGGACUGCCAAAUCUCGGACAAGGACCUUCUCUGCUGGGGAUAAAGAGACUCUGGACUCCCCUAAAACGGCAGUCCUGAUGGCUCUCAGCAAGCCUCGGAAACCCAUCCGCCGAUCCCAGAGUCACAUCACUGUGUCAGAGGACAAGCAGAAGAAAAAGAAGCAUCAAAAGGACAAGGUAGAGAUGGAGGGAAACACCCUGCAGCGCUCCAAAACCUUUGUCAGCUUGCUCUUUAAAAGCGGACGCAGGAGAGAAAGGUCGUCCUCCAGAGACAGGAAGGACAAAGGGACAGGGGACGGACACAGAGGAAGAUCCAAAUCCCCGAAACAUUUAGAUAACAAACCGGGUAAAGAGCGGGGUCGACCCAUAAUUAACCUGUUGAGUUCUCCCAGAGAGACUCGUGCUGGAAUGAGGGAGCACAGCCCCAUCCCCAGCCCAGAGACCAUGGCCAUGUUGGAGGAUAUGGCCUGCAAGCUGCUCAACGCGGAUGAGGUGGCGGCUGUCAUGAGACACUGUAAAAGGUUUCUAGUUGAGCGUGUGGUUGAGGAUCUGGUGCGCCCCCUGCUGGCCAUCUUGGACAAGCCUGAGAAGCUUCUGCUGCUGAGGGAGGUUAGAAUGAUCAUCCCUCCCACAGAUCUGGGCCGUUUUGACAGUAUGGUUUUGCCCUUUGAGCUUGAAGCCUAUGACAUACUAAAAAACCGCUCUGUAAGGUCUCCUGUCCUGCGUUCUCCUCGUCAUGGUGGAACACCCCGUCGCCAUCUAAUAACGCCCAUCCCAGAUUACCGUGGUGGAUUCCACCUUCAGCCAGUGCAAGAUCUGGAGAGAGAACGGCAGCUCAUUGAAGAUCUGGAACUGCUGCGUUUGGCGGGUUUACCAACUGGACGACUUCCUCCUCCUCGAGCUUUCACACCUCUCUUGGAUGUACCAGUGGACACUUACAUCACAGACUCGCUUCGUAAUCGUUCACUGAGUCCUGCUCGUCCUGGCUGGCCUCACUCAGAGUCUUCUCACGGCACGGAACGCAUCGCACGCUCCCCCCAGAGAAGAGACAACGGUUUCCCCAGGACAUCACACCAUGACUCUUUAACCAGCAGGGGUGAUUCUGUCCCAGAGCGAGGGAGAUCCCCUUAUAGGAAUGGACAUAGAAUAAAAACAGACAAAUCCCAGAAUGGUAAAGAGGUAAAGUAUACUGUAAUGAGUGCACACCGCCGGAGUAGGACCCCGUUGACCCAGGUGUUUGCGCCCAGCUCAGAUCAGGACUGGAAAGAACCAGUGAAUGGACACUCAGACAGCCAAGAAACCCCACCAGAGCAAGAGUAUGAACUAUCCACGGUUUCUAUCUCUAAGACCAAACAGUCCCUUGGAAUAAGCAUCUCAGGUGGGAUUGAGUCAAAGGUGCAGCCAAUGGUGAAGAUAGAGAAGAUCUUUCCAGGAGGAGCGGCAUCUACUAGUGAUGUUCUGAAGGCUGGAUUCGAGCUGGUGUCGGUAGACGGAGAGUCCCUCCAAGGUGUUACACAUCCACACGCGGUGGAUGCCAUUCGAAGGGCUUUCAGCAACAAGGCCAAAGACCCCAUGGAGUUUAUCAUCAAAGUUCCCAAGAACCCGAGAGACUGACUGAAACAGCCUGAAACUCAAUGAGUUUUGCGAAAGGCCCCAAUAUACUUAUGGUGAAGUUCUUUUUCAUUCUUCACUUGGGUAAAAAAAAGUUUGAAAUACCUGAGCAGUGGUGAACUGUUUGUGAACAUCAUGAUGCCGCCCACGCUGCUGAGAACAGAGAUUAGAUGAAUAUGUAAAUAUGUGCUACACACUCUUCUCUCAAUAACAAAAUAAACAUAGAACAAAAAUGACAGUGGUAAGAAGAAG
Sinocyclocheilus grahami is the source of this 3069-nucleotide messenger RNA. RefSeq lists its product as uncharacterized. The record is from RefSeq and is a predicted model, not a curated record. Gene Ontology annotation, cellular component: stereocilia ankle link complex; stereocilium tip; cilium. Gene Ontology annotation, biological process: sensory perception of sound; auditory receptor cell stereocilium organization. The transcript is spliced from 15 exons. Gene Ontology annotation, molecular function: protein binding. The coding region runs from base 1 to 2820 and encodes 939 amino acids. Lineage: Eukaryota; Metazoa; Chordata; Actinopteri; Cypriniformes; Cyprinidae.